Cyprinus carpio (common carp) is the source of this 9638-nucleotide messenger RNA. RefSeq names its product inactive histone-lysine N-methyltransferase 2E-like. Lineage: Eukaryota; Metazoa; Chordata; Actinopteri; Cypriniformes; Cyprinidae. The record is from RefSeq and is a predicted model, not a curated record. Gene Ontology annotation, molecular function: protein binding. Bases 4347 to 9275 code for a protein of 1642 amino acids. The transcript has 24 exons.
GUUUGUUUAUAAGAGACGGCUGGUUGAUGCUAGUGGCUAAGUGACUUGCUGAAGAGGCUCCCAUCCUUGUGUACGUUACAUGCUGAAAUUGUGAGCUUGUGUUAUUAGUUUGGUACAAUUAGAUGUAAUUACAACGCUGCUGUGCGUUUGUCAGCCCUCCUUUUGAGGUGUAAACCCCACCUGGCUUGUUGUAAAGAGGGCAAUGCGAGCAGUGUGUGUCUUGCGUGUGUGUGUGUGUGUAUGACUUAAUUUAGCAGCUAAGGUGGCUAGCUAGCUCACACCCACCACCUUUAAUGCCCCGCAAAAGGACAGAUCUCAGAUUGUAACGCUGUUUUAUUGCGGGGCCGGGCAGAAAAGCUGCACACGAGAGCGGCGGAAACUCGUCGUCGUUGUUGGGAAGCUGCUGGCCGCGGCAGCAGUCGCGGGAGAAGUGCUAGCGAGUUAGCCGACCGACCAAGAACGAACCCGCUCGAGACUCCACUAAUCUCUUUACACGCUGGGAUGUGCAACAAAAAACUGCUCGAGAGUGUUUCCAUUUCUGUGAAGUCGUGGUCACGUCCCACGAUGCGUUGCUCCCGCCACUUAUCUACUAACCCUGAUGGCGAUGUGCACAUGUUUACAACCGUUUACACGUGUUUUGAUGUGCGUUUUAGAGAAUGAGAGGAGUGAAAUGUUUAAAAUGGCACGUUGUGCUCUGACAGAGCCUGCAACAACAGGGCUUUUGUUUACACCUAUCAACUCCGGCUAACCAUUCACUAGGUACACUCUUACCCCAUACCUAGCCCACAAACACACGUUUUAAAGCCUAUUGACUGGCACUGAUUCGAAGCAGUAAGACCCUUAGUAAACACGAUGUGAUUUUAGGCUUGUUUUUGGACUUGCGCUAAUCGCUGCGGAGAAUAUGACUGACUUAGUGCUGCUUAGCGUGAUAUUGUGUAGAUUUAGCGUAGAGGACAUACAAUCAGCGCGUACUUAGUGUCUGUCUCAUGUGUUUUGUGUGGUUGUGUGCUGAUAAUGAGUGCUGCAGGCGUGGGGGAGGGGUUCGGGCUCGGUUCAUGUAGUCAGAUCUGCUUUAGCUUCUCCUCAAACUGGACCGGAACCGCGCUGCCUCACCAGCGAACUGCGCAGUUACGCCGUUUGUAGUCAAUAGACCGCAUUUCGACGCGUUUGUAGGCUUAGAGCGAUUUGUGUUCGGUAUUUAUUACUGGAAAUUUGAUUUAUGCCUCCAUGUAAGGUAAUUAAACGCUCUAGCGUAUCACAUCGAUGCGCAUUAGCCUAGCAAGCUAAGCGGUUAGCUUCACCGACUAGCGGUUUGUGAGGAUGUUGUUGAAUUAACUUAGGCGACCCGACGCGGUUAGUUGAGCUCUGUAGACGCGCUAACCGAUCAUUUAUCGAUUUAAACGCAAAAAGAAGUAAUUAAAACGCACUUUCCCCUCAGAUAAUCGUGUGUUGUGAGGUAAGCUAGUCGUCGUCGGUCAGAAUCGCUAGCUAACGUUACGCAGAAACGACGCAAACACUUCGCUCCAGCACACAAACAGCGCAUUUGACAAAUAGAUACUUAAGCGUGUGUGAAACGGCGGGUUUCUUGUUAUCUUGGCCGUUUUCUGUCAAAUUUCAGCGAGUCUUCGAGCGCAGUAUUUCCUCUCAGAUGCUUAGUGAAAAUGGCGGAUGAGUUGAUGUUGUGGUAAUGAAAGCCUCCACACCCCUAGAUCAGCUCUCACACACACACACACUGCAGCGCCAACACACUCACCCACGGGCAAGUGCACAACACACACCAGAAAAACACGUCCACUGAACGCUUUAGCACAUAUGAGUGCGUUAGAUGUGCGCCCGUGUUGAUGAACCUUCAUAGAUGUAUACACGACACAAAUCAUCUCAUUCUGAAGCAAAGUGUCAUAAACGACCAGUUGUUGUUGUCUUUACAGUGUUCAACAAUAUAGUUAUUCCAUUCAAAUAGUAGUUUUCAUAUGGGAUUAGAAGAUAAUGGUUGUCUUUGCAAGGGAAAGUGUAUUUAAGGGUGUUUUAAAGGAACCAAAUCCAGCUCACUUAAAGGGGACCAGCCAAAAGUGAUCUCAGUCCUUUUAGUGUUCACAAUAUAGUGGACUCAAGAGAACCUGGUUCUUUUCAGCGCUUCAGUGGUCUCAGACCCUUUAUUGUUCACGCCACAACUUCACAAGAACCCAGACUCGAGUCUGACCUGCUGGACAUUUUGGAAGAUGAAGUGGGUAAUAAUGAUAAUAAAUCUAGCCUAUAUAAAAAAAAAAAAUAUACAAGUACUACACUGCUUAGUUCAACCGCAAGCAUUACUGUUAUGCUGGUCCAUUCAAAGCAUACCGGGACUUCAUUGCUUUCACAGAUCACGAGGAAAUUGAACUACAAACGGACCCACAAAUGAACCGACGUUCAAAUAAACUGAGGCAGUUAUGUCUUUAUUAUAUAUAUAUACACACACACAGACACAAGAGUGAAGACUGUGCAGUGAUUUUUUUUGUAACGUUUGAUUUGAUUUCCGUAGUAUUUCUUACAUGAUGCUGUUAAAUAGAUCUGAAAAAAACUUACUGCAACGUAUAUUUUUUCAGUUGUCUCUCUUAUAUUGUUUCUCCUAUUGUUAUCUGCAUCUUUGUUCUAAUUUGUGAUAAAGAUGAAAUAACAAAAUGAACUUGAUUAUGAAGUAAAAUGACUCAUAUUGCGAAAUAAGGUUUUCAUCAAACCACCCACCCCUAGGAAAUUCUUUUGUGACUUAGUUUACCUUACUGGAAAUUCAUGACUGUGAAAGGCAGGGUUGUGUUGUACCAGAAACCUAGAUGUGUGCAUUGCCUCACCUAACGCAUUAACAGGAAGCUAGAUGUUUCUCGAGCUCGUGCACAACCAUCUACUUCUUAAAACUACUCGGCAAUAACAGCUUUGGUUUAACAGCCACACUGAGCAGUACGACUUUAUUUGAGGAUGCCGUUGAGUUUACUGCAGUAUAAAAAGAGCGCAACCCACACGGCUGUGUCAUAUUUCUCUCAUGAUUACUGCUCCCUCCCUCCGGUCAGCGGGGAGUUUACAGGUCCAGAAGAAUGUGGUUAUUCAUCAGAGUGGUUUGAUGGGGUAAACAUGGGCCCUAAUGCGUAAUGAAUAGACAAUGAUGCUGCAAAAAUGUAAUCUUGAUCUUGGAUAGGAAGCAGGCGAGCGACUGCUCAUGCGUAAACUGAUAGCACAUCAUCGGGGGCUUCGGUUAUCCAGCGGGUCAAGCCAUCACGCUGCAUAUGAAUGCUGAUGUUUGAGUUUCAUCACUCUUAAUGUGUCCGGUUUCUCUCCCUCGGCCUGAUGCAUAUGUUGUUGUAGCUUUUGAGGGCAUGUGGAAUAGCUUAAUUAAAGGGUCAAGCUGUGAGAUAACAGCUGUGACUCAAUUGUUUCUUCUUUGACAUUGACAAAGACCCCCCACCAGCUCUCCUUUCACCUCACAUCCACUGGCCGUAGCAUAUGCAUGUCUGUGGAAAGUUUGCUGAAGUUCACCUAACUGCGUGUUGGCCUCAUCCUGUGUAACAUAUGCUAAAUUCGUGUGUUUUUAUCAAUAGAAAUCAUUUACUUGCCACCUUUGUUAACCGCAGCGCCGUUGCUAUAUCUUUGGUUGUGUUUAGAAGGGCUUUCCGUAAUAAAAACCAAGGCAUUGCUCCAACAGCUUUCUGAAAAUGCCAAUUUGUGCAUAUUUCUUGUUGAAGCCAGUAUGUGCUACAUUUUUUUCCCUCUUAGCCAAACUGUGAGACCGGCCUCUGUGGUGCAAACUUUGGCAGCCACGGGUGAGAUGAAGGUCUGAGAUACUUACCAAACACAUGCUUUGGACCUUUUUCCUUCAGGAGGACAGCACCGUGGCUGAGAAUCAAGAUGCACAUUAAGAAUGGAUUUGCCAUCUAUUGUAUAAAAGCUGAUGUGUAUUUUUUUUCUUUUCUAAAGCACCUUUUUUUGCAUGGAAAAGCUCGCGCCUGUGCUUGCCUGCAGAUAACGAGAGGAGCAGACCGUGUACAGUGCAGGCUGUGGUUUUCUGACAGGCGUUUCCUGUAGGUGGAGGUCCAAUCGUUGGCAUGUAGUGGUGUGACAUCACAAUGAGGCUGUGCAGCUGUGCAAAGAGGACGGAACAUCAGCCUACGCACAUCAACACACAGCUCACAACUCCGACAGCGACACUAGAGGGAACUGAUCCAUGCGGAGAAUGAAGCAGAAGCGCGCUUGGCUGCGCAAACCUGGCCUUGUGGAUGCACUUAGAUGUGUGCAAUGAGUGCUGUGGCUGACAUGCCUCAGUGUUUUGGAUUGCUGUGCUCUGGACUCAGUAGGACAAGAGACUCCCAGCACAGAACGUCAUGAGCGUAGUCAUCCCAGUAGGGGUGGACACGGCCAACACCUCAUACCUGGACAUGGCUGCAGGCUCAGAAUGGGGUUGUGUGGAGUCUGUGUCUGUGGUAGUUGAGAAGUCCAGCUACCCUCACCAGAUUUACAGCAGCAGCUCCCACCACUCCCACGGCUACAUCGGUCUGCCUUACGCCGACCACAAUUAUGGGGCUCGACCCCCACCCACCCCGCCGGCGUCCCCGCCUCCCUCGGUACUGAUCCGGCCGGGCGAGGGUUUGUUUGUGUCCGGGGGGCGGCCAGGCGAGAACUUGUUCGUGCCGGGCGGGCAGGACGAGGCGUCGCGUGGCACCACGCUCAGCACCUCGGAAGACGGCAGCUACGGUGCUGACAUCACACGCUGCAUUUGCGGCUUCACCCAUGAUGAUGGCUACAUGAUCUGCUGCGACAAGUGCAGUGUGUGGCAGCACAUAGACUGCAUGGGGAUCGACCGGCAGCACAUUCCCGAGACCUACCUGUGUGAACGCUGUCAGCCACGCACCCUGGACCGAGAGCACGCCAUCCUGCUGCAAACCAGGAAGAGAGAGAACAUGUCUGACGGGGACACCAGUGCUACAGAAAGCGGGGAUGAGGUUCCACUAGAGUUGUACACUGCGUUUCAGCACACCCCCACCAGCAUCACACUCACAACAGCACGUCUCGGGAACAAACCGACUGAUAAGAAACGAAAGAAGAGUGGAGAAAAGGAGCCCCCGGCUACAGCCAGGGCCAAGAAGUCAUUCCGUGAAGGCUCUAGAAAGUCAUCUAGAGUAAAGGGCUCAGCUCCCGAGUGUGAGCCGACAGAUCCUCCCUCUCUUUGGGAGAAUAAGAUGAAGUCGUGGAUGGAGCGCUAUGAGGAAGCCAGCAGUAACCAGUACAGUGAAGAAGUACGGAUACUGCUAAGAGUAAAAGAAGCCAGAGAUGGCAAAACGCUGGCCUACAAUACACACACAGCAGCCUUCAAACCACCCGUAGAGAGUCACGUACAGAAGAACAAGCGCAUUCUUAAAGCCGUUCGGGACUUGGCUGCCGAUUCACUCAUAAUCGAGUACAGGGGGAAGGUCAUGUUACGACAGCAAUUUGAAGCCAAUGGUUACUUCUUUAAGAGGCCGUACCCUUUUGUAUUGUUCUACUCUAAGUUUGACGGUUUGGAAAUGUGUGUGGAUGCACGGAGCUUCGGAAACGAGGCUCGAUUCAUUCGUCGCUCCUGCACUCCCAACGCUGAGGUGCGGCACGUUAUCGAGGACGGCAUGCUGCAUUUAUACAUUUACUCUCUGAGGUCCAUCUCCAAGGGGAGUGAGAUCACCAUUGGCUUUGAUUAUGACUACGGCAGCUGUAAAUAUAAGGUGGACUGUGCGUGUGUGAAGGGCAAUCAGGAAUGCCCUGUGCUCAAGCAUAACUUGGAGCCCACAGAGAAUCUGGGCUCUAGCACACGACGGCGCGGCCGCAAGGACAAAGAACCGUCGCGGGACGAGAGCGGACAGAACCAGAACCUCACGAUUGACUGCGACAAGGGCAAAUCGCUCAAUGAUGCCAAACAGAGAAAACUCUCUCCUCUCCGGCUCUCCAUAUCUAACAAUCAGGAUCCUGAGUUAAUAGAGGAUCUAGAAGAGAAAACCUCCGUUAGCAAUGAAGUAGAGAUGGAGUCAGAGGAGCAGAUUGCAGAAAGGAGGAGGAAGAUGGGCAGCCCGGCAGAGGAGUCCCAUCGUCACGGCGCAGGGGCUUCCUGCUGCAGAGCUCUGAGAAACAAGGAGACACGUGAAGAGAGGAAGAUGGAGGCAAUUCUGCAGGCAUUUGCUCGUAUGGAGAAAAGAGAAAAGCGGAGGGAGCAAGCGUUAGAAAGGAUCGGCACCAAAGGGGAAGUUGGUGGACGCAGCGAGAUUAAGGAAGAGCCUCCUACUACACCAGAGGCUGAAUCUCCUGCCACUAUACAGCCCAUGCUAGAGGUAGUGAAGGAUGAGCCUUGUCUGAAGCCAGCAAAGGUGAGCCGUAACAAACAGAGAAAAAGCUUCUCGCGGAACCGCACACACAUCGGACAGCAGAGGCGGCGAGCGCGAACAGUCAGCGCUUGCUUCGACUUGCCACCCAGUUCCCCUGGUGACACUUUAGAGCCCUUAACAACAGAGACUCAUGAUGGAGAGACGCCUUCGGCCCCUGAGGCUGACCCUCCGCCGAUACAUGCCCCUGACACCAGCCCACCCCACAGCAGCUCUCCCGCCCCAACUUGCCGCAGUGGACAGAAGUACCCCAAAACUAAAAAGCACUUAGUGAGUGAGUGGAUCGGUGUUGACAAACAGGAACGGAGUGCUUCGCGGACACCGGAGCCUCCCCCUGAGAGGCCUUUGCGGAUCAGUAGUGAUCCUGAGGUCUUGGCCACACAGUUGAACUCUCUACCGGGCAUGGCCUGCAGUUCACACGUCUACAGCACACCCAAACACUACAUCCGCUUCUCAUCUCCUUUUCUGGCCAACCGCAGCCCCAGCACUCUGGGAGUGCCCACGGGGCGGCGGCGCUCGAGAGAAAUGCCUGAAACACCACCUACCACUGGGUCGUGCAAGAAGCGCUGGCUGAAGCAAGCUUUAGAAGAGGAGGGCUCCACCAGCCCAGGUGGAGGGCGCCCUUCUCUGCUGAUGCCUAGUGAGAGCCCUCUCAGCCCCUCUAUAAACGGCGAGUCCUACAGCCCUCUACCCCUCAACGGCAGUUGCUCACUACCAGAGUUGCCUACCCCGUUGAAGAAAAGGCGCUUAUGUUCACUCGAUCCCUGUAUGUCCGAGACUUCCACCCCAUACGGGUCCCCUUGUGCCACCCCAACCCGAACGGAGUCAACAGAAGCACCAGGCACGCCCCUGCUGCUUGACACGCCUCCUCGGCCACGGCCAGAGGAGCCCAGUACUGAGCCCUCAACACCCUUGCAGAUUCCCAACAACCCUCUGCCACAAGAGAGUGAGUCAUCUAUGGACAGCUCUCCAGAUGGCAGCCGGAGGCCCAGUACACAAGACGUUGAGCGACCUCCUUCGCUGUUGGCAUCUCCCAGCGUGAGAAAUGCAGGCUCUGAUACGGCUCCACAGGAAUCUACAAAAUCUAUGGGGUCUCUGAGUCCUCAGUCCUCCCAUGCUGAGCCCCAGGAUGCCGCAGUAGAUGAAGGCAUGGAGGUUGACGGUGGUGGUUCAGAAGCUGCCUCAGCACCUGAGACACCAGCCUCCUCUUACCCUCCCUGGAUGAAGAGUCCAGACCGAGGUGGCAUCUCGUUUUCCCCAGUGAACUCUAAUCUGAGAGACCUCACCCCUUCUCACACCUUGGAGAUGGGGGCGUACAGGCCGGAUUCAACCUCCGCUGGCCCUUUCAGUGAGGCGGCGCCCUUUUAUUCCUGCAAUGAGGAGAGCAGCAACGUGACCUUUACUCGCUCAUUGAGUGGGGAUGGCACAGGGGAGGGAGGUGCUGCAAAGAACCCGCAGAAGAAAAAGGUGUCUCUUCUGGAGUACAGGAAACGUCAGCGUGAGGCACGGCGAAGUGGUUCCAAGGGAGAGUGUGGCUCCCCUGUUUCCACAGCACCACCAGUAGAUGUUUUCCCUGUCGCAGUGGAAGUGGCCCCUGAGCCACCUGUUAUCACAGCAGCGCCAACCCCCAGGACACCUCAGCACAGCGAGGAGUCAGAUGCCCCACCUCAGGGGGAGAGAGACGGAGAAGGGCAGUGGACAUCUUCAACAUCAGUAGAGCAGGCUAGGGAGCGGGGCUACCACAGGGCCUUGUUGUUGAGUGACCAUCGCAAGGAUGCAGACAGCGGAGAGUCAGAGGGUGGCGACUCCCAGGUGAAGGAAUGUCCUUCUCCCAAGAGCUGCAAGAGCCCCUUGACACAUGCACCUUGUUCUCCAGCACCCCAGACUGCGUCUCGACCAUCCAAAGAGGAAGAUGGUGAAGCACAGCCUCGUGGUCCUUCUCAGCCUCAGGCACUGUCCGUCCAGCAGCCCAGCACCAAGACUUCGAGCUCCAAACCAGCCGCACUGACGCCCAGCAAGCUCCAUUGCGGGCCCUCCGGUGCCUCACAGAGUCACUACGCUGGACCUUCGCUCAUGCACUCUCCCAAAGCGCAACCCCAAGGUUCACCUUACCGCGGCCAGCGAGCCUUCCUGACAGCUCAGCCUCAGAACCAGCCUCAACCCCAGGCUACGUCUGGCCCGGCCACUUUCCCUCAGUAUAACCCCCAAAAUGCCCCACCGCCACCACCCCCUCCACCCCCAGCUCCACCCACUUCAGCUUCCUACUUCCCCGCUCAGCCUACCACUGCUCCUGCACCGUUUCCUGCGUUCAAACCUACCGUGGCGGCACCCUUUCCUCUCGGUUCACAACCUCUCCUACAGACCCAUCAUGCAUUGCAUUACCAAAGCAGUGCCGCCCCUCCCCCGCCUCCCCCUCCUCCACCUCCCCACCCACAACCUGGUCCCGCCUUGGUGCAUGUCAAUCUGCAACCUCCUUCGAUGCAGCAGCAUCAACUUCUGCUGAGCUCUGCCCCGCCCCCACCUCCUCCUCCACCUCCUCAGGGACAGAGUUCCCAGCAGCCUCCGCCCAAUAGCGGCACUCUCCUGUCAAUCAAACAAGGACCACACCCACCCCUUCCGCCCCCUCCCCCGGCUCCCUCCAGUACCGCACCGCACCCGUUCCAGAACAUCGGUGGCUUUCAAACCACUCUACUUCACCAGUCUGCACCAGCCAACCCCUCAGUAACCCCUUCCACUUAUCAACAAACUGUAUUACCCCCUCCUCCACCACCACCUCCCCAACAAACUCCUCCCACACAGACCCCGCCCAAUCCGAGCGUCUCGCAGAUCGCCGGUGGUAACCGAGGACCUACCCCUUCUUCCACCCCCUUUCACAGCACCGGCUACUUGGGCACAGGAUGGCACUGACCACACCCACUUACCCGCCCCCCAGACAAACUCGCUCAGAGAGGGGCGGAGCUACAUCGUGUAACAUAGGCAACACAGCACCACUGUAAAUAUUUUCUAUGUACCUUUUCACAAAGGCUAAUGGAAACCGGUGGGGGGGAAAAGGGUACAUUUUAAAAAGAAAUCCGAGAACUGUAAAAGUAGACUUUGUGUAAAAGAUGAUGGUUAAUGAACCCUGGUGCUCAUCAUUUACCCAGAAUCCCCCGCACCUCUCACCUUCCCAUAAUCUUGUACUGCCAUCCUGUCUUUUCCAGACGUCUUUUUUUAUUUUUAAUGUUUUUAUUCAUUUUAAUCGCCCUUUCCGGUCUCUUCCCGUUGAAUCCU